UGGCCAGGAUGGUCUCUAUCUCCUGACCUGUGAUCCGCCUGCCUCGGCCUCCCAAAGUGCUGGGAUUACAGGCGUGAGCCACUGAGCCCGGCCAGUCCACUCUGUUCUUUAACAAGUGUUUUAUUUCUCAGAGUGGGCAGCGUGUAGAGAAGUAAGUCAUUCCAGUCUCUGCCGGUUAGCACCUGCCAGCCUGAGUUGAGUCGACAGGACCAUUAUGGAGAAUGUUCCCUGAGCACAGUAUGUGACCAGGAUCUGGAGAUAAAAAAGACAUGAUCCUCACCUUCAGGAGCCCCUGCCGCAUAAGGAGACUGCCAUGUCAGUGACCAGCCACACGUGCAGCAACAAGUGUCUGGUAGAGGGAACAGUGCUAUACAGCACGGAGGACCCCCACACAGGCCCCGGGCAGCAGGCCUCAGGUGCUGUACAGCACGGAGGACCCCCACACAGGCCCCGGGCAGCAGGCCUCAGGUGCUGUACAGCACGGAGGACCCCCACACAGGCCCCGGGCAGUAGGGCCUCAGGUGCUGUACAGCACGGGAGGACUCCCCACACAGGCCCUCCCGGGCAGUAGGCCUCAGGUGCUGUACAGCACGGAGGACCCCCACACAGGCCCCGGGCAGCAGGUGUCAGGCUCAGCAGGUUCACAAACCCCCACCCCCGCCAUGGAGUGGAGUGUGCAGAGAGCCAGAUAGGUUUCUAACUGUCCCCUGGAGAGCUGCUGCUUCUCCAGCUCCGCCCUGCCCAUGAGGCAAACAGCUGGUCGACUGGUUUUUAGUGUUGGUUCUUGGUUCUCACCUUUGUUUCCUACCAGAGCUGGAUCCUGGCCUCAGACUCCAGCCAGCUUAGGCUGUGAUCCUCUGUCCUGGGCACCAGGGCUUCCCCUGCCCACCCCAGCAGAGAUGCUGCUUUAUGCCUGCAUCCUCCCUCAGCACAUGUGGCCUUCAUCUUCAGUUCUGUCGCCCACCUAAUCUGCCUCGUCCCACACGCCACCUCUAGAUAGAGCCCUAGAAAGUGAUGUUGGCCUGAAACUGAGUCAUAUAAACAUUUUCCUGUAGAAAAGACCAGAUCCUGUCCUUGUUGAGAUAGGAAAUCUGUAGUCAGUUUAUGUGUUACCUGCACUCGUGGGGGAGAGGAGGGAAGACCACGAACCUCCUCUUAACAAAGAGAAUUCAAGCACCAAGAGGAUGGUGGCCCUUGGCCUCCUGGUGCAGAGCAUCAGUCCCGCGCUGGGAGUGUGGAGAGAUGUGUGGGAAGCAAGCCGUUCUUGAGGAAGUGGGGUCCACAGAGAAGUCAGCAGCCCCUUAGCCCUCACGCUUCCAAGGAACGGAACGAUGGAGAAGCCUGCAGGCAGAAAAAAGAAGACGCCGACCCCGAGGGAGGAAGCAGAUGUGCAGAAGGGCAUACUCAGAGAGGAGAAGGCGUCCGGGGACAGAAAGCCACCCGAGAGGCCCACUGUGCCCGGGAAACCCCGCACAGAGCCCCGCCUGAGUCCUGAAGACGAAGAGCACAUCUUUGAUGCCUUCGACGCUUCAUUUAAAGAUGACUUUGAGGGGGUUCCCGUGUUCAUUCCUUUUCAGAGGAAGAAACCCUAUGAGUGCAGUGAGUGUGGGCGGAUGUUUAAGCACAAGACAGACCACAUUCGCCAUCAGAGGGUCCACACGGGAGAGAAGCCCUUCCAGUGUGUGCAGUGCGGGAAAGCCUUCCGGCACAGCUCCGACGUCACUAAACACCAGAGGACUCACACGGGAGAGAAGCCCUUCAAAUGCGGGGAGUGCGGGAAAGCCUUUAACUGCGGCUCCAAUCUCCUGAAACAUCAGAAGACGCACACCGGGGAGAAGCCCUACGAAUGCACGGACUGUGGGAAAGUCUUUGCAUACAGCUCCUGUCUCAUCCGCCAUCGGAAACGCCACCCUCGGAAGAAGCCCUGAGCUGGGGCCGUCUGUGGACUCAGGCCCUACAGUGUGAGCCUCACCGGCCACCUGCUCCGU
Molecule: messenger RNA, 1988 nt
Organism: Chlorocebus sabaeus (green monkey)
Lineage: Eukaryota; Metazoa; Chordata; Mammalia; Primates; Cercopithecidae
Source: RefSeq, a predicted model, not a curated record